Centropristis striata (black sea bass) is the source of this 2820-nucleotide messenger RNA. It is a transcript of the gene spry2, whose product is annotated as sprouty RTK signaling antagonist 2. NCBI's taxonomy places the organism in Eukaryota, Metazoa, Chordata, Actinopteri, Perciformes, Serranidae. Gene Ontology annotation, cellular component: cytosol; membrane. Bases 778 to 1839 code for a protein of 353 amino acids. The transcript has 2 exons. The record is from RefSeq and is a predicted model, not a curated record. Gene Ontology annotation, biological process: negative regulation of fibroblast growth factor receptor signaling pathway; multicellular organism development; animal organ development.
UCCUAGUUGCACAUAAGAAGUAAUCUUGCAGUUUUAAAGUAGAAGCAGUAAAUCAGAGUUGCUCCCUGCAGAAGGAGAGCCCGUCCAGCUGUCUCCAUGUGGAGCGGUGCUGUAGAAAGUGGGUCAGCAGCGAUAAGAGGAGGUGUGCUGCAGCAGGGCAGCAGCUGACCACUGUUUGGCUGCAGGAGCAUUGAUAAGACUGGGUGUGAAUGGCUGCUCUCAGCCAGCCAAUGGCUGAGCACCGGAUGCGAGAUAUCCGCUGCAACAACAAGCGCUCUGUUCCCCUUCAGCUUGACGCCAUUUACAGCCCAAAUCCCGACCUCCUCUCCGGAAAGAGCAAAAAAAAAAAAAAAAAAAACACACACACUCACACACGAGAAAAAGUAGUUGCAGAACCGUGCGGAUAAAACACAGCGAAUAAAAAGUAGUAGUCGUGGAGUUUUGUCGCUCCUUAUUUUUCUUCUUCUCCUGCAGUAAAACAAGUGGAGAAGUUUCCUCUGCGGCGGUCAAUGAUUGAAGUUUUCGCCUGUUUUUUAACGCCUCGUGCUCUUGCGCAAAACAUGGGAUUUACGUCUUAACGGCGCAUUUAAUGAAAAUGCGCUCCGGCUGGAAACUUUCUCAAUGGAUUUUACCGACGGCUUCCCAGACUGAUUUGUUGAUGCACGGAAUAAACUUUCUCUCAAAUUGGAUUUAUUUCACCUAAACGGGGGCUAAAGUGUCGAAAGCACGGACUUCAGAUGUGUCCCAUGCCAGCCACAGUGACCCUUCAGUCCCGAGAUGGAUUCCACAAGUCAGAACGACAGCGAUGGGGGAGGAGGACGAGACGGGCGGUCAACGCCAUUGACCGGCUCGCCGGGCACGCCGCAUGACGAAAGGAGACCGCUACCACGGCCUCCACAAACCCACGAGGGCCCGCCAGAUCCUGGGCUGAGCAACGGGCAGCUGGCUCUCAAUGCAGUAGUGCUAUCUCUGGAUCAGAUCAGGAUAUCUGGCUGCAGUAAUGAGUACACAGACGGGCCCACGGUCACCCAGAGGUCUCCAGCCUCUCAGCAGAGGCAGCAGAAGAGUGACUUGGCUACGUCACCAGGUUCAAGGACCAGUGGGCAGCAGGAGACACGGGAAGAGGGGCCCAAUAAUCUCCGAAACCUGCAUUCAUUGACUCAGCAUGGAAACACAAACACUGGCAUCUCCUCCAGGGAGGGCGUGCUGCGCUCCUCCAGCGCGGAGGACUCCCAGAGCAGCAUCAGGACCAGCGUGGAGAGCACUUCUUCAGGCCAGAGGCUCCUCAGCAGCCCGCCAGGCAGCAACCAGAUAAUCAGAACGCAGCCCAAACGUGCAGAGCUCAACUCAGAGGAGCUGAAACCCCUGAACGCCGAGUCCAGGGCGUUGACGGCCGUGCCGGGCAGCGGAGGCUGUAAAGAUCUAGGUAUCCACAGCAACAAGUGUGAGGACUGUGGUCGCUGCCGCUGCCAGGAGUGCAGCCGCCCGCGGGUGCUUCCUUCCUGCUGGAUGUGCGGCCGGCGCUGCGUGUGCUCUGUGCAGAACGCGGUGGAGUACGGGACGUGCGUGUGCUGCGUCAAGGGGCUCUUCUACCACUGCUCCAGCGACGACGAGGACACGUGCGCCGAAAGGCCUUUCUCCUGCACGCAGUCGCGCUGCUGCGUGCGCUGGACCAGCGUGUCGCUCCUCUCCCUGCUCUUCCCCUGCCUCCUCUGCUACCUCCCCGCUAAAGGAUGUGUCGCUGUGUGCCAGAGCUGCUAUGACCGAGUCAAUCGACCCGGCUGUCGGUGCAAGAACACAAACCCGAUCCACUGUGAGGCGGUCUGCAAGCCCACGUAGACGAGGUGGCGUCAGGAUGCAGAGAGACGGACAUGGUGACUGAACUGAUAGCUGCCCUGUAGUCGUGUAGUUGAACGGUUUGAUUAGAGAGCUAAUGAUGCUUGAGUUUCUGUGUUUUCCAUCUAGAUCUUCAUGCUUGCCACAUCUGGGCAGACACACACUCACAUUCUGCCUUCAAAUGUCAACAUCUGAGGCUAAAUGUUGCUCCAAGAGGCACUGGAGGUGCAUUCACUCACCCUCGCAUUAUGAGUUUCACUUGAAAGGUAAAAACCAAAACAAGCGCUCCACAUGUUAAAAGGUAUGAAGACGUAUUCAACUACUGUUUGUCCUGAAAAAUUCUUCACUCAAGUGCCCAGAUAUCGUGUUGUUGCUAUGAGAGUCCAAAUGGAUAGCCUUUUUUUUUAACAUUUAAUACAACUUAUAUGCUAAGAACAGACUCUUAUUACUAACUGUAUGUAAAGUAGUCAAUGCAAAGGGUAUGUACAUUAGAAAAUGAGUUUGACAGAUGUUUUAUUUUUGUACAUAUAAUAAUACUUCAACUGUGAAAGUUUUCUGCCAUACCAGAGGCACCUUGAUGAAUCCACAUUUCUAUGAAUCAGUAAACUUCAUUCAUACGAUGUUUGUACAUUCACUGGAAUGUAUAUCAAUCAUUUUAUGUAAUUUUACAAAGGAAAAUCUUAUCCCUUCUACUUGUAAAUUGUACAGUGACCUUAUAUGAAAAAUUUAUUUUCUAAUUCCGACAUUGCUUAGUGUAAAGUUAAAAAAUAUAUAUUUAUUUGAAGGUUUAUUAUUUUAUAAUGAAAAAUAUUUAUUUUGAGAAAGCAUGGUUAACGUGUCACCUCUGCUGGGGGCCGCUGUGUGGGCGCGGCGGGCACCGAGGUGACCUGUAGGAGUGUCAACGCUGGAUGAAUAGUUCACUAUGAAUUAGAAGACAAAUAUAUUAACGUUUGAAAUUAAACAACCUUGAAGUCUGAAAGAGUA